This is a messenger RNA of Nymphaea colorata (pocket water lily), 1023 nucleotides long. Its product is annotated as probable LRR receptor-like serine/threonine-protein kinase At4g29180. Bases 1 to 1023 code for a protein of 340 amino acids. Gene Ontology annotation, biological process: protein phosphorylation. Gene Ontology annotation, molecular function: protein kinase activity; ATP binding. The transcript has 5 exons. The record is from RefSeq and is a predicted model, not a curated record. Lineage: Eukaryota; Viridiplantae; Streptophyta; Magnoliopsida; Nymphaeales; Nymphaeaceae.
AUGGCACUGGUGGCUGCGGCUACACAUCACUUUACCUACGACGAGAUUCUGAGCAUUACCAAAAACUUCAGUCAGGUAAUCGGCGUAGGAGGGUCUUCCACCGUCUAUUAUGGCCAGCUACCAGAAGGUGGUCUUAAGGUUGCUGUCAAGAAACUGAAAGAAUCAGGCUCAGUACUUGGCAACCUCCUCGCAGAGAUAAAGAUUUUGACGAGAGUCCAUCACAAGAACUUGGUUUCCUUAGUUGGUUUAUGCGAAGAACAAGAUGAAAUAAUACUUGUGUCUGAGUACAUGGCGAGAAGUCUCCCUGAGAUAUUAAAAGAUACGAACAAUGAGUUGACAUGGAGAAAGCGACUACAGAUUGCACUGGACGCUGCAACAGGGUUAGAAUAUCUGCAUACAGGAUGCAGACCAGCAAUCAUUCAAAGAGGUAUCAAGACCGCAAAUAUUCUGUUGGAUGACAAUAUGCAAGCCAAAUUAGCAGAUUUUGGGUUGUCCAAGGCUGGGUUAGUAGAUAUAACAGAGUGUUCAGCUUAUCAAACCAAAAUUGAUGGCACAUUGGAAUACAUUGAUCCUGAGUAUCUCUAUACACAGACUCUCACUAAAAAGAGUGAUGUGUAUAGUUUCGGAGUAGUACUUUUUGAACUCAUAACAGGGAAGCCUGCCAUAGUGAUCACUGAAACGAAUGAAAAAUGCGAUCUCACUAGAUGGGUCAUGCCUAUGCUCAUGAGAGGAAAUAUAGAGAGUCUACUUGAUCCAUUGUUGAAGGGCCGGUGUAACAUCCAAUCAGUCUGGGAAGUAGCAGUGAUUGCAAAGACUGCCAUACAAGAUCCAACUGGAAGACCAGAUAUGCCCAAAAUUCUGAGCACUCUAAAGGCAGGCUUAAGCAUGGAAACUUGGUUGGACAUGGCUUCCGUAUCUGAAAUGAUGACCAGCCGAUCUUCUUAUGAUGGGAUCCCACAUAAUCUGGUGGCUGCGGCUGCAAGUCCCUUUACAGAAAACUUCGGUUUGGCCAUCUUGUCUUAG